This is a messenger RNA of Cordyceps militaris CM01, 861 nucleotides long. RefSeq lists its product as uncharacterized. The record is from RefSeq and is a predicted model, not a curated record. Bases 1 to 861 code for a protein of 286 amino acids. Lineage: Eukaryota; Fungi; Ascomycota; Sordariomycetes; Hypocreales; Cordycipitaceae. The transcript has 2 exons.
AUGCUCUCCCUCGCCAUCCUCCCGGCCCUCGCUGCCCUCGUCGCCGCCACCGACAUUGAGCACGCCGCGCUACCCUCCUACCACUAUGGCGCCCCUAUCCCCAUUGAAUGCAUGAACCGCAGCUCAGAAACCGGCGAGCACAUUGAAGACGGCAACCACCAGCUGCAAUGGAUCCCGUUUCCUGACUGCAAAGAGACGGGCAAGCCGCUCGAGUUUGGCUACGGCAUCGAGGGCGAGGUCAACUGCACCAUUCCCAUCUCGCACGACUUUUUCCACCUACUCGAGUUCUACAUCCACAGCGACGCGCCGCUGUCGUGCCGACUACCAGCGCGGCCGCCCGCCGAGGUCGUCGUGGUCGGCGAGGCGCCCCCGCCGCUCGAGCACAUCCCGCUCGUCUUCGCCGUCGCCGGCACGCUCCAGCUCAGCCACAUGCACGUGUCGACGCACAUGAACGUGCUGCUGCACUCGGUGCCCAAGCACCACGUGCACCACCACGACAGCGGCGUCCUCGACUCGGCCAUCUCGUACAGCACCAGCCCGCUCUCCCACAUGGAAGGGUCCGCGUCCACCAAGCUCACCAUUGGCGAGCCCCUGCCGCUGCGCUUCUCGGUCCGCUGGUUCCCCACGCCGCACCUCCCGCACUCAGAGGGCCGCGUCGAGUGGCAGGGACUCGGCGGCCACAUCUACGCGAGCACCUUUUUUUACAGCCUCGUCUCGUUUAUCGCCGGCGGCUUGCUGGCUGCCAUGUACACGUUGGGUAUUAUCCUGCCGAGGAGGUUGAGGAACCGCGCGAUGGGCGGCGCGACGCCGCUGGGCCACGGGCUUGGCAACGGCUGGGGAUACUCGAAACGCAUGGACUAG